Symbiodinium pilosum is the source of this 612-nucleotide messenger RNA. NCBI's taxonomy places the organism in Eukaryota, Dinophyceae, Suessiales, Symbiodiniaceae. The record is from the annotation of a GenBank genome assembly.
AUGCACAUGGGCCUGCGCCCCCUUGCAGCACUGCUCCCGGCUGUGCUGGCCAUUCGCGAAGCGGAAGAAAGUGGCCGUGGAACUCUCUGCUGCGUCUCCUCAUACCCGGAUCUGGGGGUCGGGAGCGCCAAGUUCCGAGCAGAGGCAGAGAAAGCCCUAGAAGCCGCAGCCUACACUGGCGCCUACUCCGCGGGACCCGACAACUAUCACUCCGCUCGCUUGAUCAAGCAUUGCAAGCAUGCGCUGCAUUUGAAGACGUGCCCCCGUAUGGACGUGACGUUCAUGAAGAUCUACGAGCAUGUCCCCCUUUCUGAGAUUGAGACCAGGAUUGAAAACUUCCUGACCACGUGGCAUUUCCAUUCCGAGACAUACUGGGCGUUCGCUCCCGAGUGCCCUGGCCAGAUGAAGCGUCAGAAAGAAGAUCCAGCACGCUGCAGCGAGGACCUGGGUCACUUCAUGCGCAUGCUGGAGCUGUGGAAAGAUGGCUUGAAGUAUGCAGAUCAGGUCAAGAAAAAUGCCGGCUUUCGAGGCUGGUUGAAAGACAAAAAGACCAAAGCGAUGGCAGAGAAGAAGCUGAAGAACAUUAUGGCAGAGCUAGAUGCCCUUUGGUAG